Cryptotermes secundus is the source of this 1591-nucleotide messenger RNA. It is a transcript of the gene Idh3a, whose product is annotated as probable isocitrate dehydrogenase [NAD] subunit alpha, mitochondrial. The transcript has 6 exons. NCBI's taxonomy places the organism in Eukaryota, Metazoa, Arthropoda, Insecta, Blattodea, Kalotermitidae. Gene Ontology annotation, cellular component: mitochondrion. The record is from RefSeq and is a predicted model, not a curated record. Bases 67 to 1140 code for a protein of 357 amino acids. Gene Ontology annotation, molecular function: magnesium ion binding; NAD binding; isocitrate dehydrogenase (NAD+) activity. Gene Ontology annotation, biological process: isocitrate metabolic process; tricarboxylic acid cycle.
UACUUUCGAAACUUGUCAAUAGAUGGUACCCAAUUUUUUCUUUAGCAGCUGUCUCUAUAUCUCAAGAUGGCUGCUCAGUUCAUAAGGAGAGUGGUGUCAAAUGGUGCCCCAUUGGCUCGCUAUUAUAGCAGCGAAGUACGGAAAGUAACGAUCAUACCUGGUGAUGGUAUCGGACCCGAAAUUUCUGCUGCUGUACAGAAAAUCUUUUCUGCUGCUAAUGUGCCUAUUGAGUGGGAGUCCGUGGAUGUCACUCCUGUACGAGGGCCUGAUGGCAGGUUUGGCAUCCCUCAGGCAGCAAUUGAUUCUGUGAACAAAAACAAAGUGGGUUUGAAAGGUCCUCUUAUGACACCAGUUGGUAAGGGCCAUCGCUCAUUGAAUUUAGCAUUAAGAAAAGAAUUCAAUCUGUAUGCAAAUGUACGACCUUGUCGAUCUUUAGAAGGAUAUGAGACCCUCUAUGAUAAUGUUGAUGUUGUGACCAUCCGUGAGAACACUGAGGGUGAAUACUCUGGCAUUGAACACGAAAUUGUGGAUGGAGUGGUCCAAAGUAUCAAGCUGAUCACAGAAGAGGCAUCCAGAAGGGUUGCUGAGUUUGCGUUCACGUAUACAAAAACGAAUGGACGCCAAAAAGUUACAGCUGUACACAAAGCUAAUAUUAUGAGAAUGUCUGAUGGCCUUUUUCUUCAUUGUUGCCGGGAAGCAGCAGAGAAGUUUCCUGAUGUGAAAUUUGAAGAGAAAUAUUUGGACACAGUGUGUCUUAAUAUGGUACAGGAUCCAACACAGUAUGAUGUGCUAGUCAUGCCAAAUCUGUAUGGAGACAUUUUAUCUGAUAUGUGUGCUGGUCUGGUUGGUGGACUGGGCCUGACGCCUAGUGGUAAUAUUGGCCUCAAUGGAGCUUUGUUUGAAUCAGUGCAUGGUACAGCUCCUGAUAUAGCAGGUCAAGAUAAAGCAAACCCAACUGCACUGCUCUUGUCUGGAGUCAUGAUGCUGAGGUAUAUGAAACUCAGUGACCAUGCAGACCGUAUUGAAAAAGCAUGUUUUGAUACAAUCAAAGAUGCUAAGUACCGUACAGGGGAUCUUGGGGGAUCUGCAAAAUGCUCUGAAUUUACGGACGAAAUAUGCCGAAAAGUGCAGAGUGGUUAGAUUAUUGUUUUUAUGACAAGUAGUUCUGUAGUGCGGUGCUUGAAGCCUCUCUAUGGCUCACUGGGAAAUGGAAAGGAAGAAAAGGACAAAUGUCAGUAAAUCGUUGAGUUCUCAUAAUGUUUCUUGCAAGGCCACAGCGAUAGGGGUACGACUGAAUAAUGUACAAGUUGGCAGCGACUGCAUAUAAGAGACCGAAUCUCAUUUCUGCAGAUUUAAAAAUGCAUUAUAUGUAAAUUAUAUCAGAAUUGAAGGUUCCAGUGCAAAAGUUUUAUAUUUCCAGACUUUUGGAAAACAAAAAGUGUGUAGGAUUUGACAUCACAGUGGUCAUUAUGAAGAGUUUGUCUUCUGGGACUUAAUGCCAUAUAUUCCAUUGAAAGUUAACUGAUGUUUCAGAGGAACCUGUCACCUCCAUCUUCAGGGUUGAAGAGUGGGCUUGCUACAUGCUUCAUGC